Messenger RNA from Labrus mixtus (cuckoo wrasse), 3791 nucleotides. RefSeq names its product lethal(3)malignant brain tumor-like protein 4. Gene Ontology annotation, cellular component: nucleus. Gene Ontology annotation, molecular function: zinc ion binding; protein binding. The annotation marks the transcript as partial. NCBI's taxonomy places the organism in Eukaryota, Metazoa, Chordata, Actinopteri, Labriformes, Labridae. Gene Ontology annotation, biological process: regulation of DNA-templated transcription. The transcript has 13 exons. The record is from RefSeq and is a predicted model, not a curated record.
AACAUUCUGACACAGUCACCUGUCUGUCUCUCUACAGGUCACAGUGAGACACAAUUUGAUUGGCCCAUCUACCUUCAGUCCACCGGCUCUCAUGCUGCCCCGCCCACACUGUUCACCCGUCGCACUGAAAGCUGUGGUUUCUCUGUGGGGAUGAGGUUGGAGGCGGUCGACAGGAAGAACCCUGGACUGGUCUGUGUCGCCUCUGUUGCUGAUGUCAUCGAUGACCAGCUUCGAGUUCAUUUUGACAACUGGGAUGACACAUAUGACUACUGGUGUGACAGCAGCAGUCCUUACAUCCAUCCUGUUGGCUGGUGUGAAGAACAGGGGCGCCCCCUGACUGCUCCACAUGGUCAUCCAAGUCCAGAGAACUUCCUGUGGGAGGACUACCUGCAGGAAACUGGUUCCACUGCUGCUCCCAGUUCAGCAUUCACACUGAGAGCCCCUCAUGGUUUCCAGGUGAACCACAGACUAGAAGCGGUCGACAGGAGGAACCCCAUGCUUAUCCGUGUUGCCACGGUAACAGAUACAGAAGACUUUAGGGUGAAGGUUCAUUAUGACGGCUGGUCGCAGCAGUUUGAUGUCUGGUGUGACAGCGACCUCAGUGACCUCCAUCCUGUCGGCUGGUGUCAACGCACAGGACACCCACUGGACACGCCCCCAGGUCAGACAGACAGGUCAGAGGGAGAGAGACAGGGUGUGUGUCCAACCCCAGGCUGCAGAGGCAUCGGACACAUCAAAGGGGCAAAAUACAACGGACACCACAGUGCCUUCGGCUGUCCGUACUCAGACAUUAACAUGCGUAAAGAGGUGGUACUUCCUGAUAGGUUGGGAGGAGAGCGAGUUGUCACUCUGGUUCCUUUCACACAAUUUCAACGUGGCAACCAUCCCGACAGUAUUCAGGUGAAGACGGAGAACGUUGACCUGCCGCUUCUGCCUCUGGGGAAAAGAAGAAUGACAGACAGAGUGUCUCAGCCAACCAAAUUCCUCCGUGUGAAACAGGAAGAGAAGCUUCACCCAGGAGCCCUCGGUCCAGCAGAGUCCAGUCUGCAGGCGACCCUCCACCAGUCUGUCUUCCUGUCGGCCAUGUCGGCUCAGCCUGGACGCGACCUGUCUCUCUGCUGGGAGCAACACCGCAAACUUCUGCCAGGGCUGACCGGAGUCCACGCAGAGACCGUCCAACAGUGGAGUGUCCUGCAGGUGUCAGACUUUGUGGAGUCUCUUCCUGGCUGUGAGGAUCAGGCAAAACUGUUCAGAGAUGAGCAAAUUGAUGGGCGAGCCUUCCUCCUCCUCACCCAAAGAGACAUCAUCAGGAUCAUGUCAAUCAAACUUGGUCCUGCCCUCAAAAUCUACAACUCCAUCCUUAUGUUCAAACAUGCUGAGGACAGGAACCAAUCACACACUGAGGACAGGAGCCAAUCACACACUGAGGACAGGAACCUAUCACACACUGAGGACAGGAACCAAUCACACAUUAAGAACAGGAACCAAUCACACACUGAGAACAGGAACCUAUCACACACUGAGGACAGGAACCUAUCACACACUGAGGACAGGAACCUAUCACACACUGAGGACAGGAACCAAUCACACACUGAGGACAGGAACCUAUCACACACUGAGGACAGGAACCUAUCACACACUGAGGACAGGAACCAAUCACACACUGAGGACAGGAACCAAUCAGACACUGAGGACAGGAACCAAUCACACACUGAGGACAGGAGCCAAUCACACACUGAGGACAGGAUCCAAUCACACACUGAGGACAGGAGCCAAUCACACACUGAGGACAGGAACCUAUCACACACUGAGGACAAGAGCCAAUCACACACUGAGGACAGGAACCAAUCACACACUGAGGACAGGAGCCAAUCACACACUGAGGACAGGAACCUAUCACACACUGAGGACAAGAGCCAAUCACACACUGAGGACAGGAACCAAUCACACACUGAGGACAGGAGCCAAUCACACACUGAGGACAGGAACCAAUCAAAUAUUCAGGACAAGAACCAAUCACAUGCUGAGGACAGGAACCUAUCACACACUGAGGACAGGAACCAAUCACACACUGAGGACAGGAACCUAUCAAAUAUUCAGGACAAGAACCAAUCAAAUAUUCAGGACAAGAACCAAUCACAUGCUGAAGACAGGAACCUAUCACACACUGAGGACAGGAACCUAUCACAUGCUGAGGACAAGACCCAAUCACAUGCUGAGGACAGGAACCUAUCACACACUGAGGACAGAAUCCAAUUACAUGUUGAGGACAGGGACAUGGACCAAUCAAAUGUUGCAAAUGUAACCCCUGGAAACUGCAAGUCAUGACUUGGCCAAUUAGAAAAAAUCUGAUUGAAGUCCCACAGUCUGUAGGAGGGUCUACAUUACCAGCCAAUCAUGGAAAAGAUUACUUUGUGAUAUCACAGUUUUUUAUCUCAGGUGUUUCUGUGGUCACAUUAUGUCAGGUAGGACGUUCUUCUUAAAGCUACAGACUAGGCCUCGCCUCUUUUUGCGGGCUGGACAAAAACCUGUACCAGUGUGAAAAGAAUCCUUGGAGCCUAAAGUACACACCUGCUGUGGUGAAAAUCACAAGACAGCUUUGAUUUUAUAUAAGCUAUGGAUGGAACAGAAACCACUAAACAGGACGAGACUCAUUGAGAACAGAGAGUAACCUCCAACAGGACCAGACUCAUUGAGAACAGACAGAAACCUCCAACAGGACUAGACUCAUUGAGAACAGACAAAAACCUCCAACAGGACUAGACUCUUAGAGAACAGGCAGAAACCUGGAUCAGAACCAGACUCAUGAUGAACAGGCAGAAACCUGGAUCAGAACCAGACUCAUGAUGAACAGACAGAAACCUGGAUCAGAACCAGGCUCAUGAUGAACAGACAGAAACCUCCAAAAAGAUCAGAUGCGUGGAGAACAGACCUCUGUUGAGACUGGAUGGUCAUUUUUACAAAUAUUUGCUUUCAUUUGCCUUAAAAAAAAUAAAUCAGAGAAAAUAACAUUUCAGAGAGGAAGAGUUUCUCAGGGUUCAGAGACACUGUUUGUGUUUCAGAUCAACAACAAAGAAGAAAAUGAAAAAAAACAAAGAUUGAAGAAAACAAAUAAACAAUAGAUUGAAUGCACUGAAGACAAUCUUUUGUUAUUGUUAUAAAAUCCUCCUCUGGUGUAUUUUUGGAAAUUGUUCAUAAUAUCAACCUCUAAAUUCAUAUUGUCAUUUAUGUAAGAGCUCAUGAACAGGUGUUUAACAGUUGAUGACAUCUCACUGGCCCCGCCCUUUCGGUGAAGAUGAAGUCCUCUGUUCCUUAGGAUUUUCCCCUUCACAGUUUGUAUGCUCACCUCUUGUGAGAGACUCUCUGUCUGUUUGACAUCACAUAGCUACAUCAACCAAAGGCCCUGCCUCCUCUGCUGAGAUUGGUCACUUUAAAGAAAUAAAAAGACAUGUGGAACCGUUUUUAAAAUCUUUUCAAAAACUCUCUUGGAUUUCAAAAGUCUUUAUUUCUAGAGUUUAUAUUUUUAAUUUGUAUUGUUAUUUACUGUCUCUCAACCUAUUUCUAUCUGAAAGUUUAUAUUAAAUCUAAGUAUUUAUAUGAACACAUACACACUAUGAGUCAUAGUCAGAUCUGCAAGGGGCGCUCUGCUGCACAUUCUCAGACUGUUUCCAUCGUAACAGCUCCUGAAGUCACAUGUCUGCACUGCUUUCAUGUUUCAACAAUCUGCAGAUGUAUAUUUUCACUUCCUGUCAGUGUUUUACAGGAUUAAUAAAGUUUAUGUUCUGAUGUGA